CGAGACGCUCGUGUUCGUGUGCCGUCGAGCUCCAGAUCUCAGAGCAGCAGAGAUGCGAGUCCUGGUCCUGAUGACGUUCACGUCAGCGUGUGCUGCUCUGGACCCAGCGGCACUGAAGGAGGCGAUGGUCUAUCUGAAGCGAUACGGUUAUUUACCUUCAUCAUCCAACGCUGAUCAUCAGGGGAUUCAAACAGAGCAAAUGAAUGAGGCUCUUCGGAUCUUUCAGAAGGUGACGGGUCUCCCUGUGACGGGUCGUCCGGACAGCAGCACUCUGGCCAUGAUGAGAGCAGCCCGCUGCGGCCUGAGUGACUCCUUCAGCCGCAUGCUGAAAUAUCGCAUCCUGGGUCAGUGGCAUAAGAAGAGACUGACGUAUCGCAUUUAUAACCAUCCGCCGGUUCUGGGUUUGUCUGGGACGCGAGCGGCGGUUCGCGCAGCCUUCGGUUACUGGGGUGCCGUCAGUCCGCUUCACUUUCAGGAGGUCAGCGUGGGUCACGCCGACAUCAAAAUCUCCUUCCACAGGAAAGACCAGGGCUGUCCUGUCGCGUUUGACGGACCCGGGCAGGUUUUGGGACACGCCGAAGGCCCAGAGUCCGGCAUAGUUCACUUUGAUGCAGAUGAGAUGUGGACGGAGGGCCGGAGUUACGGAACAAACCUGCGCAUCGUGGCGGCCCACGAGAUAGGCCACGCCCUCGGACUAGGCCACUCCCAGUACCGCAGCGCGCUCAUGGGCCCCGUGUACACGGGAUACCACCACAACUUCAAACUGCACCAGGACGACAUCCGUGGCAUACAGACUCUGUACGGAAAACCUGUGGAAAAACCACCCACUACUCCGAGAAAGCCAGAGCCUUCUGUGCCAGACCCCUGCACCACUGGACUGAACGCCAUCAUGCUGGGGCCUCUUCACAAGACAUUUGCUUUCAGAGGUCAUCACGUGUGGACGCUCUCAGAUUCGGGUUACAACACUCCUGUUCCCAUUAACGCCCUGUGGAAGGAACUGCCCGGCAACAUCGAUGCAGCUGUUCACUCACAAAGAACCAGCAAAUCCUAUUUUCUGAAAGGAGAUAAAGUCUGGAGAUAUUCUGGCUUUAAACUGGACGGCGGCUACCCGAAACGCCUCACCAUUCCCUCCAACAUACACGCCGCAUUCUUCCUCAAGAGCCGCCGGGCGCUCGUCUUCAUCAAGGGAUCACAGUACUGGCUCUGGGAUGAACUUGGAUCAGCUAAACAUCUCCAGCUUUACCCCAAACCUCUCGCUCAGCUCAUCGCUGGUUUGCCCCCGGAUCCGGACGCAGCUUUCAGCGGGACCGACGGACACAUCUACGUGUUCAGAGGCGAGCGGUACUGGCGUGCGAGUCCAGCACUGGUGGUGGAGAAGGGUUAUCCCCGCCGCUCUCGAGAGCUGAUGCACUGCGACGACUAACUUUAAUCAGGGAUUAAAUUCAUGGAUAUUUAUCAUUUCCAUAUCAUGCAUCAAACAGGGCUUCAUUAUCUAUAGUUCAAGGGAUAGUAAAAAUUCUGUCUGUCAUUAAAUACUCUCCCUCAUGUAUU
Messenger RNA from Labeo rohita (rohu), 1551 nucleotides. RefSeq names its product matrix metalloproteinase-19. Gene Ontology annotation, biological process: proteolysis; collagen catabolic process; extracellular matrix organization. The coding region runs from base 53 to 1423 and encodes 456 amino acids. The record is from RefSeq and is a predicted model, not a curated record. Gene Ontology annotation, molecular function: metalloendopeptidase activity; zinc ion binding. Gene Ontology annotation, cellular component: extracellular matrix. The transcript has 9 exons. NCBI's taxonomy places the organism in Eukaryota, Metazoa, Chordata, Actinopteri, Cypriniformes, Cyprinidae.